This is a messenger RNA of Aspergillus nomiae NRRL 13137, 411 nucleotides long. RefSeq names its product histone H2A.Z-specific chaperone CHZ1. The transcript has 2 exons. The record is from RefSeq and is a predicted model, not a curated record. NCBI's taxonomy places the organism in Eukaryota, Fungi, Ascomycota, Eurotiomycetes, Eurotiales, Aspergillaceae. Bases 1 to 411 code for a protein of 136 amino acids.
AUGGACAAUAACCAAGCCAACACCCUGGGCAAUGCUGCUGCCGCUACCGCACCUGACACCGCGGUGUUGGACAAAGGCAAGCACAAGGCUACGCAGGAUUCUACCUCGAUGGAUGUGAGCAUGGACGAAGGUGAAAGUGAUGAGAGUGAAAAUGAAGACAUUUCCGCUUCGCCUGCGUUAACAUUGAAACAUAUAUUGACCCUGUCUUCCCAUGCAGAAGAAGAUGAUGAUGACGAAGAUAAACUCGAGCCAAUCUCAGCCGACAACAUUAUUCGUGGCGAGCGAAGGACACGCGGCAAGAUCAUCGACUUCCAGAAAGCCGCAGAAAAGUUCAAGGUUGAUGAGGGUGACGAUGAUGAAGAUGAUGAGGACUUUACACUUGAAGAUAAUGACAACAACAUGCGAGAUUAA